Messenger RNA from Penicillium salamii, 4620 nucleotides. Lineage: Eukaryota; Fungi; Ascomycota; Eurotiomycetes; Eurotiales; Aspergillaceae. The record is from the annotation of a GenBank genome assembly.
AUGCUGGAUGGCCAAUCCCAGGUGGUCCUAGAGGGUUCCCGCCCGGGGGACCUCCUGCAUUCCCUUGGAUCGGCAAUCGAGUCCAAUCGACAGCCAUUCUGCACCGAUAGCGAGGGCUGGGGCCCUUUCAGCUCAUCGAGGUUCGAUCUGACGCCAUGCUUCCUUGACGUGAUCGUGGCGGUAGUGGCUGUUUGGGGUACACUGAGUGGACUGGGUGCCUUGUGGCUGCUGUUGAAGAAGCGGAUUCCUCAACCGGUAUCGAAGAACUGGCACUUCUACACCAAGCUGGUCGUACUCGCCGCUAUCAUCGCCGUCACAGCCCUCCAAGCUGCUAUUCAAGUCGAAUCGGAGCCGAAAGCCUUCCACGCCGACUUCCGCUUCUGGUCCUCAAUUCUGACAAUCAUCUCACUCGGUGUGAUAACCUCUGUGCAAUACUUUGAGCAUUGGCGGAGUAGACAGCCCAACGGGGUUGUACUAUUCUACUGGCUUUUCUUCAUCAUCGCAUAUGCGGUCAAAUUGCGCUCUUUGGUCGCGCGUCAGGAAUAUGUCGGCGAACUUCCUUAUUUCGUCUGCGUCAAUGUGGCCCUCGGACUCGCAAUGUUCGAGUUUGUGCUAGAGUACUUCGUCCCCAAGAAGCAAAGCGCAUAUGAUGCUCUUGGUGAUGAGGAUGAAUGUCCAUACAACUAUGCAGACAUAUUUUCCGUUCUCACAUUUGGUUGGAUGACCCCAAUGAUGAAAUUUGGAUACACCAAUUAUCUCACUCAGGAUGAUCUUUGGAAUCUUCGCCGCCGCGACACUACUCGAGUCACGGGAGAUGAUUUGAAGGCCUCGUGGGAAGAACAGCUCAAGACAAAAAAGCCUUCCCUCUGGAUCGCACUCUUCAAGGCCUUUGGUGGUCCCUAUGUCCGCGGUGCAAUCAUCAAAUCUGGGAGUGAUAUGCUUGCUUUUGUGCAGCCACAGCUUCUUCGGCUUCUUAUCUCCUUCAUUGAUUCGUAUCGACGACCCGAUCCCCAGCCUGUCAUUAGAGGUGUUGCGAUUGCGUUGUCUAUGUUUGUCGUUUCCGUCUGUCAGACCAGCUUCCUUCACCAGUACUUCCAGCGUGCUUUCGAUACCGGCAUGAGAGUUAAAUCUGCCCUGACCGCUAUGAUCUACGUUAAGGCAUUGAAGUUGUCCAAUGAAGGACGGUCGACCAAGACAACCGGCGAUAUCGUUAACCACAUGGCUGUCGAUCAACAGCGCUUGUCAGAUUUGACCCAGUUCGGCACUCAGCUCAUUUCUGCCCCAUUCCAAAUCACCCUGUGCAUGGUCUCUCUCUACCAGCUUGUAGGACCUAGCAUGUUUGCUGGUGUUGGUGUGAUGAUCCUCAUGAUCCCUCUCAAUGGUGUCAUCGCUCGGGCCAUGAAGAAGCUGCAAAUUGUUCAAAUGAAGAACAAGGACUCGAGAACCCGACUCAUGACCGAGAUUCUCAACAACAUCAAGAGCAUCAAGCUCUACGCUUGGAACACGGCUUUCAUGAACAAACUCAGCCAUAUCCGAAAUGAUCUUGAGCUGAACACGCUUCGCAAAAUUGGAGCUACUCAGUCCAUCGCCAACUUCACUUGGCAGUCCACUCCGUUCCUCGUGUCCUGCUCUACAUUCACCGUCUUUGUGUUGACUAGCGACAAGCCUCUGACUACCGAGAUUGUGUUCCCGGCUUUGACGCUAUUCAACUUGCUGACUUUCCCACUUUCCAUCUUACCCAUGGUCAUCACAUCCAUAAUUGAAUCGUCCGUCGCCGUGAAGCGGUUGAUGGACUAUUUCACCGCAGAGGAAUUGCAGACCAACGCAGUUGACUUCCAAGACCCCGUUGUGCACCCAGGUGACGAGUCUGUUCGCGUUCGUGACGCUUCCUUUACUUGGAACAGACACGAGGGAGUCAAUGUGCUUGAGAACAUCGAUCUCAGUGCACGCAAGGGUGAGCUCAGCUGUAUUGUUGGAAGGGUUGGUUCCGGAAAGUCUUCCCUUCUGCAGUCAUUGCUGGGCGACCUGUGGAAGACCCAGGGUGAGGUCGUCGUACGCGGUCGUAUCGCAUAUGUGGCACAAGCACCGUGGGUUAUGAAUGCCAGCGUCCGGGAGAACAUUGUGUUCGGACAUCGUUGGGACCCAGCGUUCUAUGAUCUUGCCGUUGAAGCGUGCGCUCUGCUUGAUGAUUUCAAGAAUUUGCCUGAUGGUGAUCAAACAGAAGUUGGAGAACGUGGAAUCUCGCUCUCCGGUGGACAAAAGGCUCGACUGACUCUCGCCAGAGCUGUCUAUGCCCGUGCCGAUAUCUAUCUUCUCGACGAUAUUCUAUCGGCAGUUGAUCAACAUGUUGGACGUCAUAUCAUCAACAAGGUUCUCGGAAAGACUGGUCUGCUUAGUGGCAAGACCAGAAUUCUCGCAACAAACGCAAUCACUGUACUGAAGGAGGCCGAUUUCAUUGGUCUGCUGCGGGACAAGACUAUCAUUGAGGAAGGAACCUAUGAACAGCUCAUGGCCAUGAAGGGCGAGAUUGCCAAUCUAGUCCGUACUACCAUGGCUGACUCGGAUGACGAAGGCACCGCUAGUGGCUCGGAAGAUCUUGUGAGCCUUGAAAGCUCUGUCACAACCACCAUCGUCCAAAAUGGAGGCUCGUCGGACAGCGAAGAGGCGGAGCAGCCUGGAGAUUUGAUCCCUAUCCGCAGCGGCGCACACACAGAGGCUCGUAGACGGACCUCCACUGUUACAUUGCGUCGCGCAAGCACUGUCAGUUGGCAGGGUCCCCGACGCAAGCUGGGAGAUGAGGAGAACGUUCUUAAAACCAAGCAGACUCAAGAAACAGCACAGCAAGGCAAGGUCAAAUGGGGUGUUUACGGCCAAUAUGCAAAGGACAGCAACAUCACGGCUGUUGGAUUCUAUCUCUUUGCCAUGCUGGCUGCCCAAACUGCCCAGGUUGUGGGCAACUUCUGGCUGAAGAGCUGGACCGAAGCAAAUGAAGCAAGCGGAGGCAAUGCCAACGUUGGCAAGUUCAUUGGUGUCUACUUGGCCCUUGGUCUGGGCUCAUCGCUUUUGGUCAUUUUCCAAAAUCUGAUUCUCUGGAUUUUCUGCUCCAUCGAGGCAUCCCGCAAACUUCAUGAGAGAAUGGCAUUCGCCAUCUUCCGUUCUCCCAUGAGCUUCUUUGAAACCACUCCCUCUGGACGAAUCCUUAACCGUUUCUCCAGUGACAUCUACAGAGUCGACGAGGUACUUGCUCGCACUUUCAACAUGCUUUUUGCAAACUCUGCUCGCGCGAUCUUCACCAUGGUCGUCAUCGCCACUUCUACCCCGGCAUUCCUGCUCUUCGUCAUUCCGCUGAGUUAUAUCUACCUCAGCUACCAGAAGUACUACCUUCGAACCUCCCGCGAGUUGAAGCGCCUGGACAGUGUCACCCGCAGCCCAAUCUUCGCCCAUUUCCAGGAGUCCUUGGGUGGCAUCUCAACCAUUCGUGCCUACCGACAGGAGAAUCGCUUUACACUUGAGAACGAAUGGCGCAUGGAUGCCAACCUGCGCGCAUACUUCCCAUCCAUUAGCGCUAACCGCUGGCUCGCUGUCCGCCUCGAGUUCAUUGGUUCAAUCAUUAUUCUUGCCUCCGCAGGUCUUGCCAUCAUGUCUGUUGCUACUGGCAGUCGCCUUUCGUCAGGCAUGGUUGGUCUGGCCAUGUCAUACGCUCUUCAGAUCACUCAGUCCCUCAACUGGAUUGUCCGCCAGACGGUCGAGGUCGAGACUAACAUCGUGUCAGUCGAGCGAGUUCUCGAGUAUGCCAAUCUGCCAAGCGAAGCCCCUGAUGUGAUCUUCAAGCGUCGUCCUGCUAUUGGAUGGCCAGCUCAGGGUGCUGUCUCUUUCAAUGACUACAGUACCCGCUAUCGCCCUGGUCUUGACCUUGUGCUCAAGGAUGUCAACCUGGACAUCAAACCCAAGGAGAAGAUCGGUGUUGUUGGUCGAACGGGUGCUGGAAAGAGUUCGCUCACUCUGGCUCUCUUCCGCAUCAUUGAGGGUGUCAAUGGAAACAUUGGAAUUGAUGGCCUCGACAUCUCCACAAUCGGGUUGACUGACCUUCGUGGUCGCCUUGCUAUCAUCCCUCAGGACCCUGCCAUGUUCGAAGGCACUCUCCGCGACAACUUAGACCCUCGUCAUGUCCACGAUGAUACUGAACUGUGGAGCGUAUUGGAUCACGCAAGAUUGAAGGACCAUGUAUCUCAGAUGGAAGGGCAGCUUGACGCUCAGAUCCAAGAAGGAGGUUCCAACUUGAGUCAAGGACAGCGUCAGCUGGUGAAUCUCGCCCGCGCCCUUUUGACUCCUAGCAAUAUCCUUGUUCUAGACGAGGCAACUGCUGCCGUUGAUGUAGAGACUGACGCACUCCUGCAGCGCACCUUGCGCAGCAGCGUCUUCUCCGAUCGAACAAUCAUCACAAUUGCGCACCGCAUUAACACGAUCAUUGACUCAGAUCGCAUUGUUGUUCUAGACAAGGGGCGAGUGGCUGAGUUUGACACACCCGCAGAGCUGAUCAAACGCGGCGGCAAAUUCUACCAGCUAGCCAAGGAGGCCGGUCUGCUUGACAGCGACGGUUCCAUCUCGCAGGCGUUGUAA